Messenger RNA from Fusarium oxysporum Fo47, 1271 nucleotides. RefSeq names its product bifunctional (2E,6E)-farnesyl diphosphate synthase/dimethylallyltranstransferase. Gene Ontology annotation, molecular function: (2E,6E)-farnesyl diphosphate synthase activity; dimethylallyltranstransferase activity. The record is from RefSeq and is a predicted model, not a curated record. Lineage: Eukaryota; Fungi; Ascomycota; Sordariomycetes; Hypocreales; Nectriaceae. Bases 175 to 1218 code for a protein of 347 amino acids. Gene Ontology annotation, biological process: trans, trans-farnesyl diphosphate biosynthetic process. Gene Ontology annotation, cellular component: cytoplasm. The transcript is spliced from 2 exons.
AUUGAGAUUAGUUGAUAAUUGUCCGGUAAUUAUCGUACAUGUUCCGAAGAUCAGUCUGUCAUUCUCACUUCUGAGUCUCAUUUUCCUUCUUCGUCUUCUUCCCAAAGACGGACUCUCCAGGUUCUUUUCCUUUCCAGCGCGCACACGUAACUCACUUUACACAAUUCAGCAAAGAUGGCUCAACAAACCACUCUUCAGGAGUUCAACUCCGUUUACCCCAAGCUUGAGGAGGCUCUUCUCGACCAUGCCCGCUCCUACAAGCUCCCUCAAGAGCAGCUCGACUGGUACAAAAGAUCUCUCGAGGUCAACCCUCUCGGCGGAAAAUGCAACCGCGGCAUGUCCGUCCCCGACUCGGUCUCCCUCCUCCUCGAGAAGCCUCUUACCGAGGAGCAGUACUUCCAGGCUGCUACUCUUGGCUGGAUGACAGAGCUUCUCCAGGCCUUCUUUCUCGUUUCCGACGACAUCAUGGACUCGAGCAUUACCCGCCGUGGCCAGCCCUGUUGGUACCGCCAGGAGGGUGUUGGCAUGAUAGCUAUCAACGACGCCUUCAUGCUUGAAUCCGCCAUUUACACACUUCUCAAGAAGUACUUCCGCUCUCACCCCGCCUACGUCGAUCUUAUCGAGCUUUUCCACGAGACCACCUUCCAGACCGAGCUCGGCCAGCUGUGCGACCUACUCACCGCCCCUGAAGACAACGUCAACCUCGACAACUUCUCCCUUGAGAAGUAUAGUUUCAUUGUCAUUUACAAGACCGCAUAUUACUCAUUCUACCUCCCCGUCGCCCUCGCCCUUCACCAGCUCAACCUCGCCACUCCCAGCAACCUCAAGCAAGCUGAGGACAUCCUCAUUCCUCUCGGGGAGUACUUCCAAAUUCAAGAUGACUACCUUGACAACUUCGGCAAGCCUGAGCACAUAGGCAAGAUCGGCACCGAUAUUAAGGAUAACAAGUGCUCUUGGCUCGUCAACCAGGCCCUGGCCGUGGCAACCCCUGAGCAACGAAAGAUUCUUGAGGAAAACUAUGGCCGCAAGGACGACGAGAAGGAGAAGGUCGUCAAGAAGCUUUACGAUGACCUCAAUCUUGAGCAGCGUUAUCUCGACUACGAGGAGAAAGUUGUCGGCCAGAUUCGUGAGCGCAUUGCCAACAUCGAUGAGAACGAGGGCCUCAAGAAGACUGUUUUCGAGGCCUUCCUUGCCAAGAUCUACAAGCGCAGCAAGUAAACUAAAAGCUCUGAAUUGAAUCAUAUCCAUACAUGAGUGCAAAAGAAAGGGUA